AUGGAACAAAUUCUAGAGGAAGACGAAGAGGUGCUGCAAUAUUUCUACGUCGCAAAAAUCGCGGAAAAACACGUCACGCUGGUGCAAACGACUCGGGAGAUGGACUUUGUCCGCGCGACGACCGUGUCAACUGCGUCUCCAUCUGCAGUAGGGGGAGAGUUUUUGUCUUCCCAUGAAAAAGAAGAGCAAGAGUUGCCUUUUUUCGCCGCGCCAAGCAACACGUCGACCGGUCGUGACCAACAGUUGCACCAACACGAGAUCAUCCUUUCCGCCUCAGACGUUGAGGAAAGUCAGUCUGAUGUUGAGGAAGUCAACCGCAGCUUUGACGCGAAUCUGGUCGGCAAGAGUUUGUGGCGAAGACCCGGAGACAGCAGGAUGCAGCGGACGCCUUAUCGCGACGCUAGGUCUGCUCCGCGAAUUGGAUUCCCCACUUCCAAGUCGAGUUUCAGUACGCAAAAUAAUGAAUAUGAAAAUUUGUUCUCUUCGAAAGACACCGUGAACACCUCUAGUGCAGCGUCUUCGAAAAUGAAUAUGAAGGACCGGAUUUUCCACGUUUACCCAAAUAGCAGCGGGUUGAUUUCUGGGCUGUUUCGGGUCCACGACGUUAUUCUCGACGUGGUGGAUAAUACGAAAGAAACGAAGGCUGGUCGCUUGGGAAUCGCCGCGGCAGUGACAGAACAGGGGGACAUUGCAAUUAUUACACAUGAAGUUGCGAAUCACUGCACCAUAACGGUGGAACAGGAUGAAGGACAGGGGCAAAAAAACAACAGACGGAAGAAACAAGCCACUGGCUCGAAGAAGAAGAAGGACAAGCCACAGAAAAAUGUGACUGCUCCGUCGAAAGUAGCUGCAAAUAAAAGCGCUGUGUUAAAAAAGCGGCACAACUACUCGAUCAACGGCUGGCAUGUGUGUCGGAUAAACACAUUAUCUCUGAACGAACUUCUAAGUUACGGCGGACCUUUUUUUGAUGCGGAGCUUGGAAAAGUUGGGAGAGAUGGCAAUCAUGCCGGCGGUGAGCCGGAGCAGGGAGAAGAUAGUACUGCUCAAGGACGAGGAAAUAACGGAGGAGCCAACUUUUACCCGAGAAGUGCAGCAGCAGCUACGAGAAACAACGUCAACGUGGUAGAAGUUCUCGGGGAAGUAGGAGCCGGUGUAGGAGCUGGUAGGAACAAGAAUCUCAACGCAGCGAUAAACCACCCUGGUUCAGUACAACCUGCGAGUGUCUUCCGUUCCCAAGCGGCGGCAGAUUUUGACGAAACGACGAUGAAUGUUGACGAAAUAGAUUAUGCGAGAUCUUCUUCUUCGUCUUCUUCCCAGCGCCCAACCUCCACAUCAACCUCGCCGCUGCAGGAAUCCAUCAACCGCGAAGUACACCAAAGGGAAAAAUUGAAAUGCGACAUUCUUUUGAAACAGGUCCUCCUCCCGAGACUCGUUCAGAGGGCGCAGCUGUUCUUAGAAGGAAAGCCGAUCUACCUGCACCAAACACUGGACGCAGAGACCGGUGCGAGUUUGUUCAUUUUGUCCUACGGGCGGGAAUUGCCAAGGCUCGAGGAGAGUAAAUUGUUUUCAAAGUUCGUGACCGACGAGGUAGAGCAGGCCGAAGAAAGUGCAGGACCGCCAGGGAAUGAUGCUGCUGAAAACAAAAAUCGCAGAUCGGGAGAAACAUCUUCAAGGAAGACGAGGAAAGCUAACAGGACGAGAGAUUCCGCAGCCACGGCGGCCGCUUCUGCAUAUCAACGGAGAUCUGUUUCCAAAUCGUCAGGAAAUAACCCCGAGGAGUUGGAACAAGAGCCAACCAGCAAAAGAAAACGCGGAAGUGCAUUGAGUCAAACCCGCCAGGAUCUACUUUUGGACGAAGAACAGCGAUGGCGAUCAGAGUCAGACAAUUAUCAAGGGGUAGGGGAAGACGAAUCAAUGGCCAUCAAACGGAACGAUUUUUCCAAGAGCUCCCUUGGAGAUGCCCGCGAAACCACCGCAACCAAGAAAACUGCGCGAAAAAGCAGGAGAAGAAAACUGCUCGCCUCGGCCGAGGCAAAAACGGUGUACGAGCUGCAGUCCACCGAUCACUUGCUGUCGCCACAGUUACUGCAGUUGCAAAAACAAGGGAGUAUUACAUUUUCCACCGCAGACUCGGCAACAGCGUUGGAGUUGACAGAGACCCACUUGCUAUCCGCUGCCACGGCGAGCAAUUCUUCCUUUUGGUCCUCGGACUCCACUGUUGGUGUUUUCGGAAGUGGCGACUUAGACCCUUUUUCCGCGUCGAGCUAUGAUUUAGAGGAGUUGAAAUUUGAAAAGGAAGCGAUUCUAAGACCAAGCAACUACGUCGAAGAUGCGAUCCAGCGACAGCAGAAGUGCAUAACGGGACUGCUUUCGUCAACAUCUACUUCGGCUCCUGCAACUACUGCAGGCGGUGGUCUGGCUUUGUCAUCUACAAGAAACCACACAAGAACGACAACGACAAGAGCCCCGGGUGCUUUGUUCAGUAGAAACCUGAAUAAGAAAAUCUUCCAAAUGAAGAGCAUCAUUCAGACCAGGCAGCAGGAGUCGCUCGGAAACAAGAUCGCGGGGGUCAAUGUCCAAUUCCCGCUUUUCUCGGUCUCCUGGAUUCACGAUAUGAAGGAGAUGUUGGCUCUCCGCGUGAAGGAAAUUACGUUGCAGUACACCCUGCCAAAACUGCUUUCGCGAGACCAAAUCCGAGCAAUGAUCACGACCAAUGCCGAUGGUGCCGCCGACGUAAAUUACAGCUAUGGGGAGGGAGCUGGGAUCAUUUUCAACCCGUAUGAGAAAAUGCAAACCGGAAAUGAUACGGGAUUGCUAUCCGUAGAAGAUCGGAGGCUGGCGAAGAGCAGCGAGGUCUGCAAAGUUGUGGAGAAGAUCGACACGAGCCUGUUUGUCGCAGGAGGAGGCUCUAAUCAGGCAGGAGGUGGACCAGAAGGCGUAACUAGCACUAGCGCGGAGAACAAAGAAAAAGUUUUCGAUAAAAACACUCCAUCGGAUAAUAAUAAUUCCCGUCUCUCCACGCUGUUGAGCCCCGCCGGCUUUUUUCUGAACCCGACCCGCCGGCGUGUUUCCACGAAGCUCCGCGAAGACUUCAAAACCUUCCACAUCCGGAAAUUGAAAACCGUUUGUACCUAUUUGCUCGAUUUCCGGAUGGAAUUAGAGCGCGAGGACGCAGCGUUGGAGCAACAGUUUUUGAGUUCUCAAGAGUCAAAAGCAACGGCGUCGUCCUCUAGAAAUCCUAUGCGGGGGUCAUCGAGUAUUCAAGCUGGCGGGAACGCGAGCUUUUACCACGCGAGCGAGAAUCUGCGGCAGUCGUGGACUAGUAGAAUCUGCAGCUGCCGGAGUAGAAGAAGAGGCACGGUGGCGGGAGCUGGGGACGUCAACACAGGUUCUUACGCAGCAGGAGGUGCCCACCAAGGACACAACAACUCUCGAGUGCUGCACUAUCGAGGAAACAAGAGUAGAAACGGUCGUCGAUCGAACAAAAACAAAUUGGAACUUCAUCUCGCGGAGAAGGCGGAGAGGGAGGCGAGACUCGCCACGGCGACCAGCACGUUAGAGGACCGCAUCCAGGAGUACUGCCCUUCGAUGCACUUCAAAAUCCAGCACUUCCAAGUAGACCACUACGCGCCGGCGGACAUUCCGGUGCUGAUCAACCGGCGCUUCCUGCACCAGAACAGCCGGCACUUCGCCGACCACGCGUUGGAUAUCACCAUGGUGUUUGCGCCGACGAAAUUGCUGACUGCGACUGAUGAGAAGGUGAACAGACAGCACGAGAAGGAAUCUGAUUUGUUCGAUAUCGACACGGGGGCUUUUAACAUAGUGGGGCAAAUCGGGGACCAGUCUGUGCUCCGACCUGGAUUGAACAAUCAGUAUCACAACCACAUCGAAUCCUCGCAUGAGGAACUCCAGCAAGACGAAGAAGCUGAGGUGCGAUUCGUGCGGGUGAAACUUGUGCCGUUGUGGUUGAAUCUGGAGUUAUCGUCUUUCCUCAGAUUAUAUGAACUGCAAAAGUAUCCUAUCGUAGUCGUAUAAAUGCAUUACAAAUUUCGUCAGCAUGAGAAAGAAAAUUUGUAAUGCAGAAUGGAAACAAGAUUUCGAUUUGUAAUGCAAGACUUGCAUUUGUACGAGUACGAUACUUUUGCACAGGAUAGAUUGUAUGAACAGGCGGGGUUGGGCGCGUUUUUGAACAACUUGAUGACCGCAACUGGGGCAGGAUCCGCAGUGAUUGGAAGUCGCAUGAGCACGGCGAACCAGAAAAACACCGACCUGUUAAAGCGGGAAGUCGCCCAGUGGGCCGCUUUGGUGAAUGAACAUAAACAGAGCACCAGUGCCGGGUCCUCUCGGAAAACAGCAGUAGAAUCAACGGCUUCCGUCUCAACAUCUCCGAAGGGAACGGGUCAUAUUAGACCUGCAAACUCGCCUAAAGGUGGGAACAAGGAGCACUUACGAUUUUUGUCCGCUGAACUAGCGGAGCUUUUAGGUGCGUCUUCUUCUAGUGUGACUGCAGCUGGUGCGACGUAUCAGGCAAGGCACCAGGAACAUGCUGGUGCUGCAAAUACAGCUGUGAUUGACAAGGAAAAUCGAUAUCACCUGUUCACGGCCCCGUCAUUAGCGGAUCACUAUCGGGGGAGUGCCAGUUUGAACUCCACUGCAGGUGUUGGCAGUGCAACAGGCUCCGCAGGUGCGGGUGCAGUGCCUCAUCUUCAGCAGAGCCACAUCCCAUCGGAUAUAGCGGACAGCCUGCGCCAAUCCUACAAUCCUAGCUUGCGUGACCGGAUGAAACACGAAUUCUACGUCCAAUCGCUGGAGGAGGAGUUUUUAGGCGAGAUAGGGAGUUCUUCGUCUCGUGGUCCUGAUGGUAAAGAUGGUAACAUCAGACGGGGUCCUGCUCUUAUUUCGCCGAGGACGGCAAGACAGAACACUAUACGAGGACUCCAUCCUACUGCUGCUGGUCCAGCUCCUUCCAGACAACUCCAUCAUCCCCUGCCAGCAAGACAAAACACGGCAGCUGCUGGGACGAGUUCCUCUUCAGGAUUUGCGUCGAGUUUGUUGAGGCGAAGGCUUGUGCUCUUCGAGCACGAUUACGAUAGACACGACUACAACAUCGCUGGUCAGCAUCAUGCUGGUGGAGGGUCUUCUCACAAUCUAGUCCGGUCGGCAACCACAUCCGCGUCCUCUGCCAGCUUGAUGAGAAUCGGGACUAACGCAAGUCUAGAACAUGCCACAAGCAACUCAUCGUCACUGAGUAGAAGUAAGACUGCGGGUGCGUUUGCUGGUGCAUCCUUCAACACGAUUGCGUCGGGCGCCGGUGUUAAUACGUCAGGCCCACGAGGAACUGGCGCCAUAGGUACACAACAACUACAGCAGAUUCGUGCUCCCCCCGUGUUCUCGAUCGCGAAACAUCACCAGCCGAAGAAGAAGGCGAAAUUAUUUCGGAUCCGGGAAUUGAUCGUGGAUCAGAUGCGCGGGACGAUCAACAUCAGGACUCCGGACGUCCAGGAUAUGAUGAUGAAUCAGGACUACCGGAAGCUGGCGAUUUUGGUCUACCUCCCGCUGGAUAUGCCGAACAUCUCGCUACAGAUCAACACGCAGAGGUUACUCAACAAAUAAGGGGCUCUCAAACGUUACAUUCUCAGCUGUUACAUGAAUUUGUCAUGCAAAAGCACCAUCAUCAUCCACACGAUCAAGCUGCUUCGCAUGACAAAUUUGCGAAGGACUAAACAGCACCUAAAUCUGCGUGGAGUUUGUGAUGCUACAGGCAACCUCCCCCAUUCCACUUUUCCCAUUCUUGCAUCACAAAUCCAUGUUGUAACACUUGAGAAUGUAACGUUUGAGAACCCCAUAACAAACUCGGAACGACGAAGGAGAUUUUGACGAUGCUGAAAAGAUAUCCCGUGCAAACGUAUCGUACUCGUAUUGCAAUCCUGCAUCACAAAUUUUUUUCUUAAUUUAGAUCAGCAUUACAAAUUUCUCAUGCUGAGGAAAUUCAAAUUUGUAAUGCAUUUAUACGAGUGCGAUACUUUUGCAAUUCAUAAAAGAUCCUACUUGAAAAACAUCCUCUACGAGACCGGCGUAGCCUUCGCGUCCUCCUACCUGUUAACCGCCUACAAGGGCGUUUACAACGGUCUGCAGUGGUUCUUCCGGGCGCCUUACGACCACAUUGUGGUGGCGUACCGCAAGGAAUUAGAAAGGAGAAUUAUGGAAAAACGGAUAAAAACGCUGCAGGACAAGGAAAAUGUAAACGCAGAACUGAAGGACUUUGAGCAUUUAUUGCAGCAGUUGGUGGAAUUGUCCAAGCACGACCGUGAUCUGCAGGAACAAUUUAUCACAGGAAAACGAAAAACUGUUAACGCUAACGGAAUUUGUGAUGCAGAAAUGCAUCCCAAAACAUGCCAAAAUUUGUCAUGCAAAGAAUGCAUGCUAGCCAAAAUUUGUCAUGCAUUUUAGCAAUCUAUGAAAACCGUUGACGUUACCACUUUUUCUUGUGAUACAACUGUCGAUAAAACGGAACUCCGUUGGUGGAACGCAAGCACUCCGGGUGUCUGGCUCGGCGGCGUCGCCGGUGCAUGUCCAGCACCAUCACAGCAGUAAUAAGAGCAGCAGCUUCCGGGGUGUGGUCGAGCAGGCUUUGGAUAAGAAAGAGCACGACAAGAAUAAAGAUUCAGCAACGGCGAAAAGCAAAACCAUCAAAGAGCAGGAAAAGGAAGCAGCGCAGAAGCGGAAGGAAUUAGAAAAACAACUCCAGCAUGAGGAAAGGCUGCUGAAAAGGAAGUUAAGGAGAAAACGAGCACUGUUUAAACUGCCACAGAUUGGAGGUAUAGGAGCUUCUUCGGCUACUGCAUCAAGUAACAACAACGCACCGACGAAUAGCGACGCUGGUCAUGAUCCCGUUGAAACAUCAAAAGCCCAGACGACAGCAGGAGGAGGAGCAUUGGCGACAAGAGGCACGAUUAGUAACGAGGAACUCCUCCAGCAAAACGACGACCAAGAGUCCGAAAUCGUAAUGAAUCUGCAGAGAAAAUUAAAGCGACGGCAACCAAAGCGUUGCUCGGCCUGCUCCACUAGGAAUUUCAUCUGUUCGAAAAGCUCACGGAGGACUUCUAUCCAGGACAAAACACUCAUCCCCAUCCAAUUUUAAUUUGUCAUGCAAAACAUGCAUAAACUCCACUCUUUGUCAUGCUACCUAGCUGGAAUGGAUGCAGAUGGUUGUUUUUUUGUGGAUAACCCCUUGGUGGAUCGUCCCCCUACAACACGGCCUUUCCGAGGGCGCUUACCGGGCGAUGACGGAGAUUAGCGGGAACAUUUUGAUCACGAUCGUGUUCGUCGCAAACUUCUUGCACAAACUCUCCCUCGGGUCCUCCAGGCAGAAAGCGAACGGGAUUUUACAAGGGAUUGUCUUCGGCAUCCGCGGGUUUUUCCUGGAUUCGUUUCUCACCCCGACCAUCCGGCUAAUCUCUUGGACGCAGAACGCGUUGCACGAUUACGGCCGUAGUGUGGCGUUUCUCUCCUUUUUGCUAGCUUUGUUGCGGAUUCCGCUGGGGCCGGUGUUUGGGUUCUUGCACCUGAUCGCGGCGGUGUGCGAGGGGCUGGCUUCGGCGUUGUUGCAAGAAGAAGCGCAAUUUGCGCUGUUCGAACCGCAGAGGACGCUGAUAUGAUUAUUGUCGUGUGGAAAUCAUUUUAGACGUAGAGGAAAAGUAGAAAGUUGAUUCUGAUCAUUCAUGUGAAACAAAGCAGGUUGAUCUUUAGCGUCGUUUCAUCUUAAAAAUUUUCAACCGGUCUUGCAAAGUGUAAUUGGUCUCGGUGUAGCGCAGAUCUGUUUAAGCAGUUUUUUUUUUAAAUGUUUUUGCUUCUUGAGCUAGUACCCUUGCGACAGGUUUUGCUGGUUGUCUUUAACGUACACAUUUAUUUUUUUUUCGAAAGGAUUUAUUAUAAGUCUUAAUUGUUAAUAGGAAAGGCCGGCGCCACGCUGCGUGACUGUUUACAAGUAGUUGCUCGGUGCAUCAUGUGAAAAAUAUUUCUUCGUGCAGUCAAGGGCUCGCGCAGCGAGCGUGUCCUUUUAGCAAAAAGCCAAAUAAACCAGAACGAAGACCAUUGCUACUAUGGGCACUCACCUAUAUAAUCUCACUGUCACUGCUACUUCUCUAUCAUUUUCAAACGGAGAACACUAGGGCAUGGCCAGCAUGUUGAAGCCCCCUCGUCUAUAUAUGACGAGUUUCCAUUUCAUUUUUUUUCUCUGUAUUUGCGUGUUAUCGCAUUGCGGCUAAGAUGAAAGC
This is a messenger RNA of Amoebophrya sp. A120, 8276 nucleotides long. The record is from the annotation of a GenBank genome assembly. NCBI's taxonomy places the organism in Eukaryota, Dinophyceae, Syndiniales, Amoebophryaceae.